Molecule: messenger RNA, 1717 nt
Organism: Penicilliopsis zonata CBS 506.65
Lineage: Eukaryota; Fungi; Ascomycota; Eurotiomycetes; Eurotiales; Aspergillaceae
Exons: 4
Coding region: 118-1665 (515 amino acids)
Cellular component (GO): oxoglutarate dehydrogenase complex; mitochondrion
Molecular function (GO): dihydrolipoyl dehydrogenase (NADH) activity; flavin adenine dinucleotide binding
Source: RefSeq, a predicted model, not a curated record
UAAUCCAUCCCAAUUGCGCUCUCUCUCUCCCCUCCCCGCAGUUUUUGUCGAGGAGGUUCUUGUCGAUUUGCCUCUGUCUGAUUGUCUAUUUCGCUCCUGUCCUAUAUAUCCUCCACCAUGUUCUACAGGAGUAUGCUGCCGCGAGCGACGCCGCGGUCUGUCCUCCGCCCAGCCGGUGCCCAGUCUGCCCCUUCCACCUUCAUUGCUGCCCCGUCCCUGGCUGCUUUCGGCCGCUCAAAACGUGGCUUUGCUUCUGAGGCCGAAGAGCACGACCUUGUGAUCAUUGGUGGUGGUGUCGCUGGAUACGUUGCUGCCAUCAGAGCCGGUCAGGAAGGUCUGAAGACCGCGUGUAUCGAGAAGCGUGGAAAGCUCGGCGGAACCUGCCUCAACGUCGGAUGUAUCCCCUCGAAGUCUCUCCUCAACAACUCCCACCUCUACCACCAGAUUCUCCACGACACGAAAAAGCGCGGUAUCGAGGUUGGCGAUGUCAAGCUCAACCUGGAGCAGAUGAUGAACGCCAAGGACACCUCCGUUGACGGUUUGACCAAGGGUAUCGAGUUCCUGUUCAAGAAGAACGGUGUCGACUACGUCAAGGGAACCGGUGCUUUCGUCGACCAGAACACUGUCAAGGUCAAUCUCAACGAUGGCGGCGAGCAGGUCCUGCGUGGAAAGAACAUCAUCAUCGCCACCGGUAGCGAGGCCACCCCCUUCCCCGGCCUGAACAUCGAUGAGAAGAGAAUCAUCACCAGCACUGGCGCGCUUUCCCUGAAGGAGGUCCCCAAGAAGAUGGUUGUCAUUGGUGGUGGUAUCAUUGGUCUGGAGAUGGCUUCCGUCUGGUCUCGCCUCGGCUCUGAGGUUACCGUCGUCGAAUUCCUGAGCCAGAUCGGUGGCCCGGGUAUGGACGCUGAGAUCGCCAAGCAGGCCCAGAAGAUCCUGUCGAAGCAGGGUAUCAAGUUCAAGACCGGAACCAAGGUUACCAAGGGUGAUGACAGCGGUGCUACCGUUGCCCUGAGCGUCGAGUCUGCCAAGGGCGGCAAGGAGGAGACCCUGGACGCCGAUGUGGUCCUGGUCGCCAUCGGCCGCAGACCCUACACUGAGGGUCUUGCCCUGGAGAACAUUGGUAUCGAGAAGGAUGAGCGUGGUCGCCUGGUGAUCGACCAGGAGUACCGCACCAAGCUCCCCCACAUCCGUGUCAUUGGUGACUGCACCUUCGGCCCCAUGCUGGCUCACAAGGCCGAGGAGGAGGCCGUCGCCGCCAUCGAGUACAUCAAGAAGGGCUACGGCCACGUCAACUACGGUGUUAUUCCCAGCGUCAUGUACACUCACCCUGAGGUUUCCUGGGUUGGCCAGAACGAGGCUGAGGUCAAGGCCUCGGGCGUCAAGUACCGUGUCGGUACUUUCCCCUUCAGCGCCAACUCCCGCGCCAAGACCAACCUCGACACCGAGGGUCUCGUCAAGUUCAUUGCUGACGCCGAGACGGACCGCAUCCUUGGCGUUCACAUCAUCGGCGCCAACGCCGGUGAGAUGAUUGCCGAGGCCGCCCUGGCCCUCGAAUACGGCGCCUCCUGCGAGGAUGUCGCCCGCACCUGCCACGCCCACCCGACUCUCGCCGAGGCCUUCAAGGAGGCUGCCAUGGCCACCUACUCCAAGGCUAUCCACUUUUAGACAAGUAGAAGUGCAAGGCGACCACCAUAUAUUCCCAUUUCUUUCAUCUCGC